Dichomitus squalens LYAD-421 SS1 is the source of this 1023-nucleotide messenger RNA. Its product is annotated as D-lactaldehyde dehydrogenase. The coding region runs from base 1 to 1023 and encodes 340 amino acids. The transcript is spliced from 4 exons. The record is from RefSeq and is a predicted model, not a curated record. Lineage: Eukaryota; Fungi; Basidiomycota; Agaricomycetes; Polyporales; Polyporaceae. Gene Ontology annotation, molecular function: oxidoreductase activity, acting on the CH-OH group of donors, NAD or NADP as acceptor.
AUGCCAGCCAUCUCAACCGGCAAUGUGCUCAUAACCGGAACGAACGGCUUCGUCGGUUCGUGGGCGCUGAAGGUUUUCCUCCAGUCAGGCUUCACUGUCAGAGCUCCCGUCCGUAGCGAAAGCAAAGCAUCCUACCUCAAGAAGGUGUUUGGCGCAUAUGGCGACAGGCUCGAGUUCGUAAUCAUCCCAGAUAUCACCAAGGAAGGAGCUUUUGACACGGCCACUGUAGGCGUGGACGCGGUCGUUCACAUCGCUUCCCCCGUAGGCCUCGACGUAGACCACCCGGACGAACUGAUUAUCCCUGCCGUCAACGGUACCCUCGGUGUCCUCCGCUCCGCUGCCAAAGUGCACUCGGUCCAGCGGGUCGUCUAUAUAUCCUCCUGCGCCGCCGUUGUGAACCGGACAGCGACCGAGCCGAGAGUAUAUGACGAGAACGACUGGAACCAGCACGAUGUGGACGUCUGUCAGAGGGAAGGUCGCGCGGCUGCGCAGGUCUCUAUGUACUGCGCAAGCAAGACACUCGCGGAGCGCAGCGCAUGGGAGUUUUGGAAAGAGAAUAAGGAUAAGGGGGUGAUCGGAUGGGACCUGGUCUCGCUCUGUCCGCCUUGGGUCUUCGGGCCGGUUGUCCACAAGGACGAGGGGGGACCGGACGACUUAAAUGAUUCGAAUAAGUUCGUUUAUGACGCAGUCGUGAAGGGCCAGUACUUUCCUGUUGACCUUGCAUUUAUCGACGUACGCGACCUCGCGCAGGCGAUCCUGCUCGCAGUCACUAAGCCGCCUGCGGGCGGUGAGAGGAUAAUCGUCGCUGCUGGCCCAUUCAGGUGGGAAGAUCUCAUUAUCACAGCGCACGAAGUUUCGGGGGGCAAGACGUAUCCUCCUAUCGAGUCAUACAAUCCCGAUGCUCCCUAUAUGGCAAGGACCAAUGUGGCGAAGGCGAAGGAGCUCCUCGGACUGGGGUAUCGCACCCAGGAGGAGAUGAUUAAGGAUCUGCUCAAAGAAUAUGAGGAGCGAGGGUGGCUCUAG